Molecule: messenger RNA, 4222 nt
Organism: Zea mays
Lineage: Eukaryota; Viridiplantae; Streptophyta; Magnoliopsida; Poales; Poaceae
Product: ubiquitin carboxyl-terminal hydrolase 2
Exons: 3
Coding region: 463-3648 (1061 amino acids)
Biological process (GO): protein deubiquitination
Cellular component (GO): cytosol; nucleus
Molecular function (GO): zinc ion binding; cysteine-type deubiquitinase activity
Source: RefSeq, a predicted model, not a curated record
AUUCUGAAGGGGCUUAACCUUGUUGUGAGACUUUAUCCACUGUGAGGUGACAAAUUGACAAAUUUUAGUAGAUCUGUGGUAUUUGCAUUCAAGCUUAUUUACGGUGAUGUCAUCGAUUUGUUUAUGCAAGUGCUGAUCUAAUUUCAAAGUCCGACAAUAUGUACGGUCGUAUAUGAGCCGAACUCGGAGGGGAGGGAGGGGACUGACCGAGCGAGAAUCGGAGAGCCCUUUCGGCUUUGGCUCUUUUAGUAGAAGUAGAGAUACUCAGGUUCAGUUCAGCACGCGUGCGCUGUCUCCCUCUCUCUUCGCGACGACUGUGCGACCGCCGCCGCCGACCUACGCCAGGUUCCCCGAUCUUCGUUGGGCGCUUCGCCGGCGACGAGCACCCAUCAGGUGUAUAUUUGUAAUCCUAUGCCCUUUACUGGGUCCGCCCCUGGUUGAUUCUAGCCCUGUUCAGGAGUGAUGGGGAAGAACGAGAAGGCUAAGCGCAAGAACCCUCGGAAAGCGCAUGAACGGGAUCUUCCAGCCUCGUCCUCGGAGGUUGGACCUGGUGAUGCAGCAUCGCAGGAUGCAAGCCACUCAGCAGAGGAAGCAGCUGCUUCGGCUAAUGGCCGGGAGCAUUGCGGCCACUAUGGCCGUGACAAUGCCCACUUAGAUAAGGUCCUCCUGGAGAUCUUGUCUUCCAAGCACGUUGCUUCAUGUGAGCACUGCCGAGAAGAUGCACCAAGAAAGAAAGGGGGUGCUGGUAGCAGGGAGAAAGGGGGUAAGCAGAAGAAGAAAGGAGGCGCCUCCAAAGGCGCUACUGCCAAGGCACAGGCAAAGGCAGACACAAGUCAUACAUGGGUCUGCUUGGACUGUGGUCGGCAUUUUUGUGGUGGUGCAGCAGAUGAUACCAAGCCCUAUGGCCAUGCCAGACGGCAUGCUAAGCAGGACCGGCAUUGGUGGGCCGCAAGGUAUGAUGACCCAACAGUUGCUUAUUGUUUGUCAUGUGAAAAGGAGGUGUCAGUUGAGAUGCCCAAAUUAGAGACAGUUGUUGCACCAGCAGUGGAAGAUAAGGUGGCCGGUGCAGCGGAUACUGAUUUAUGUGGUUUGGUUAACCCGGAUGCUAAUGUGAUCAAAGGACUUCCAAAUCUGGGAAAUACAUGCUUCUUCAAUGCAGUGCUGCAGAGCAUCCUCGCGGUUGAUAGGUUGCGCAGGAAGAUGUUAGGACCAGAUGUUCCUACAGGAGCCCUUGCUAUGUCACUGAAGAAGCUUUUUGCAGAGACAAGUGCUUCAAACCAUGCAGGAGGCAUGCUAAGCCCGAAGAACCUCUUCUCAAGCAUUUGCUCAAAAUAUCCACAGUUCAGGGGCUACCAGAUGCAGGAUAGCCAUGAAUUGCUCCGUUGUUUUCUUGAUGGUUUACGCAUGGAGGAAACUGAAGCACGGAAGCUAGCAGAGGAAGCUUCAGAUGCAGGUGUUCCCACAAUUGUGGACUCCAUUUUUGGUGGUCAGCUAUCUAGUACUGUGUCCAGCACAGAAUGCUCACACAGUUCCGUUAAACAUGAUCAAUUCCUUGACCUCUCACUACCAGUUCCAUCAAGGAGACCUCCAACCAAGAGUGUUUCAUCACCACCAGUUAAGAGGACCAAACAGUCCAUACGAGAUAGGAACAAAAACCGCAGAUACGGGAAGGUUCCAGCUCGAGCAUCUCCUUCAGUAGAGAGUAACAAAGAACAAGUUCAUUCAAUUGCUGAGCGCAAUUCCCAAAUUCCUGGUUCAGAACUUGAACAGGUAGUCAGCGAAAAAGAUGCUGAGCCCUCUGGAUGCAGUGAGUCAUGUGGUUCUGUGCCUAAUCAAGAACAAAAUGCCACUACAAAUGUGGAGAAUAGCAUCUGCUGGUUGGAUUAUGUCGCUGAUGCGGAUGAAACAAAAUCUGAGAUUCUUGAUUCUGCAGAUUCUACUGAAACAGGACAAAUUUGGGAAUGCAGGGAUGCUGCACAUGGUCCCUUGCACCCUCAGGAUGAUGCCCUACCCAAAGAGCAGAUCUUGGGUUCUGAGCACUCAGGCGAAAACACUGUUGAUGAUGAUGCCUCCUUACAGACUGUUAUCUUACUUCCUUACAAAGAAUUUGGUACUACUGCCAAGGAAAGGGAUGAAGCCAUAGAAAAUCCAUAUAAUUCAGAGUGUACAGUUCCUCCUUUAGUUGUUUCUCCAGUAAGAGAAAAUAAUACACAACCUGAAUAUUGUGGAGAUGUGGAGCAAGAUGACUAUGUUGGUCUUGGUGAUAUGUUCAAUGAACCAGAAGUUACUUCUGAAGUCAAGAAAGAAGCUGGUAAAGUAGAAGAUAUUGAUGUAAUGGCUUGGAGUAGUAACAGUGCUGAUGAUGAGGUAGAUGAUAGUAAUGCUCCUGUAUCAGUUGAGGGAUGCUUGGCUGUGUAUACUGAACCAGAGCUGCUUUCUGAACCAUGGCUUUGUGAGCACUGUACUAAUGCUGCACGCAUAAACUCUAAUGAAAGAGAAAAUGUCAUGGAGAUGAAGGACCGAGCUAAUGAAAUAAAGGAUGGUGAGGAGAUGAUGGCAGAUGGCGAUGGAAAAAAAGAUGGUGAGAAGUUGAUCGUGAGCUGCAGCAAACAGGUGGACAUUGAUCAGGUUAUGGGAACUGAUGGUUGCAAAAAGCACAUUGACCAGAUUAUGGCAACUGGUGAUUGCUCUGACAAUAUGCAUUCUGAUAUGCAUUGCAAGGAAGGUGGGUGUGUUAAUCCUUCUUCGGCUGACCCUGAACAAAAAUGUGAUGGCAAUUUUCCAGAUAUAGAAAAUACUUCUAUGCAGAGAACUGAUGUAGUCUUCACUAUGAAUGAGACUGAACAAUCAAGCAGUCAGACUAGCCACAAGGAACAGUGUAUGGAUUUGAAAAGCUUAGAACCGGAGUCCUCAUCUUUGAAUAACCAACAACAUGAUUCAUCUGUCCAAUAUAAUGAUUGUCAUAACGUGGAUAUAACCGUUAAAGGAGCAAGUGCACCACUGAGUUGUGGCGAUUCUGUGUCUUGCAAUGCAACUAACAAUGUUGAAGCUCAACCUGUUGGUGGUGCUGAAGAAGUUGUGUCGAGUAGCCUUCCAUCAGAUGCACAAAAAACCUUGCUGGGUGCAAAAGAUAAUGAAGAUGCCAUCACAAAGAAUCAGGGCAGGAGGAAGCGAAUGAAGAUGGUUGGUAAGGCACAGCUAGUGCAAGGUAACCAAAAUAAGCAGAAAGAGGACGAGACAAAGGUUUUCAGAGCUGCAUUGAGAAGAAUUCUUAUAAGCAAAUCUCCACCUGUAUUGACGAUUAACUUGAACAGAUUCAGCCAGGAUUCUCAUGGUCGAUAUAAGAAACUGAAAGGGCAUGUGCGCUUUAAUGAGAUGCUUGAUAUACAACCAUUCAUGGACCCAAGGUGUAAGGUGAACAACUCCAGCACUUAUCGUCUAGUUGGCGUUGUCGAGCACUUGGGAACCAUGACGUCAGGUCAUUAUAUUGCAUACGCGAGAGCUUGCAAGAUUGGAGGUCGGCAGCAGCAGAGCAGUGGCUCAAAGUCUUGGUUUUACGCAAGCGAUGGGCAAGUCAGAGAAGCCUCUCUGGAGGAGGUGCUAAACUGCGAGGCCUACAUUCUCUUUUACGAGAGGGUGGGCGACUAAGACAAGCUCUGUGCCAGCCUGCUCUUCAGUCAGUCAGUCAUUUAUCAGAGCAAGAUCACUGGGGGGGGGGGGGGGGGGGGGGGGGGGUGGCAAACUGGGAAUUGAAGACAACAUUUUUUUUGUGGGCACAGCCCAAUGAGUUUGCAUACUAAUGUAGCUACCCACCAAGUCCAUUCUGUUCCUUCGACCGAGUCAUUCCAUGGCCCGAGGUGGCUCCAUUACCAUUCAUCUGCUCGGUCGAAGAGAUUUUCGCAAUUGGACUUGCACAGCAGAACUGUUCAUACUCGCCUACAUCCAUUCUUUCUUUUCCCCCCUUUUUGGCCUUUGAAGAACAUAGCUGGUGGUGCGGGGAUUGGUCAAAAUUGGCAGGGUUUUUUUGUCGAACGGUUCAUGGUCAGCUUGAGACAUUUCUUCGGCAUGUGGAUGCCCCUAGAUUUUGAGUGAUGGGGGCACUGUAAAACGGCUUUAGGAGCUAUCCUGUAGUUGCAACAAUCGCAGUCGUUUUCACACAGCGUCGCCCGAAGUGAUUGUAUCUGAGAGAUGUUUAUAUAUAUGAUCAGAUUCUUUUUUGUUA